AUGAAAGCACUCAUCCUUAUUGGGGGAUUUGCCACUCGCCUCCAACCUCUGUCACUCAUUUUUUCAACACCUAUAAUUGAUUUUGCCAACAAACCAAUGAUCCUUCAUCAGAUUGAAGCGCUUACAAAUAUUGGAGUUAAUGAAGUCAUUUUGCCAGACAGCUAUCCACCAGAGGUGAUGAUUAAUUUUUUAAAGGAUUUUGAGGAUAAAUUUGAAAUUAAAAUCACAUGCUGUCGAGAGAUUGAACCACUGGACACAGCUGGUCCCUUGGCUUUAGCUAAAGAAAAGCUAGUUGAUGGUUCGGGCGAACCCUUCUUUGUACUCCACAGCACUGUCAUAAAUGAAUAUCCAUUUGCUGAACUAAUUCAGUUCCACAAAUCACAUGGCGGGGAGGCAACAGUAAUGGCAACCGAGGUUGAUAAACCAUCCACGUAUGGCAUUGUUAUGGAUGAAGACAGUGGGAGGGUUGACAGAUUCGUGGAGAAAUCAGCAGAUUUCGUAGGAAACAAGUUCAAUGCAGGGAUUUACUUACUGAAUCCAUCCGUCUUAGAUCGUAUUGAUCUGAGACCAACCUCUUUGGAAAAGGAAGUUUUUCCAAAACUUGCAUCAGAUAAACUGCUCUAUGCCAUGGUCUUACCAGGUUUCUGGAUGGAUAUAGGGGAGCCAAAGGACUACAUCACAGGCCAACGUCUCUAUUUGGACUCCCUGCGGAAGAAAGCAUCAACUAAAUUAGCUGCUGUCCCUCGUAUCAUAGGGAACGUUCUGAUCCAUGAGACUGCUGUGAUCGGAGAAAAAUGCUUAAUUGGGCCAGACGUUGCUAUAGGUCCAGGAUGUGUGAUUGAGUAUGGAGUAGUGUUGUCAGGAUGUACUGUGAUGCAAGGUGCUCACAUCAAGAAGAACUCAUGCAUCCUAAACAGCAUCAUCGGUCGGCGCUCAAUAGUAGGGCAGCGGGCACUGAUUGAUCGCAUGACCGUCAUUGGGGAGGACGUCCAUGUUUCCGAUGAGGCAAACGUCCGUGGGGGGCUUUUUCUUUCAUAA
Molecule: messenger RNA, 1038 nt
Organism: Zingiber officinale
Lineage: Eukaryota; Viridiplantae; Streptophyta; Magnoliopsida; Zingiberales; Zingiberaceae
Product: probable mannose-1-phosphate guanylyltransferase 2
Exons: 4
Coding region: 1-1038 (345 amino acids)
Biological process (GO): GDP-mannose biosynthetic process; cell wall mannoprotein biosynthetic process
Cellular component (GO): cytoplasm
Molecular function (GO): mannose-1-phosphate guanylyltransferase (GTP) activity; GTP binding
Source: RefSeq, a predicted model, not a curated record